This is a messenger RNA of Porites evermanni, 786 nucleotides long. The record is from the annotation of a GenBank genome assembly. Lineage: Eukaryota; Metazoa; Cnidaria; Anthozoa; Scleractinia; Poritidae.
UUUUUUUUUUUGUUCCUUCUCUUAUUGGAAGAUUUUUAUCGAACACUUGUAAGGAUUAUAGGGUGCCACAGUAUAUACACAGUAAGGAUUUACUUGUUGAUCUAUAAAAUGACAGGAGCUGAACGUUUGUAUUCGACGCUGGUCGCAAACUGCGUCUUCAACGCUUUUUUGUGUUACACCGCCAUCGCGUUGAACAUCAUAACUAUACAAGCACUUAGAAAUACGUCGUCAUUACCAUGCACUUUGAAAACAUUACUCCUGAGUCUGGCUGUUUCUGAUCUUGGGGUGGGUUUGCUUGUCCAUCCCCUUUAUAUUGCUCGUCUUGUAAUGAGCACAGAACAGAGCUCUAACAUCAGUGCUUAUCAUGGGGUAUACACUGUACACCUUAUCAUUGGGUACGUAUUUUCUAACGCUUCAUUUGUGCGCGUUGUCCUUUUAACUGUUGACAGAUUCUUGGCUAUUCAUCUUCAUCUCAGAUACAGGCAACUUGUGACACACAAGCGGGUUAUUGUUGCUGUCAUCUUAAAAUGGCUGUUAAGUUCAGUUUCUUCACUAUUUAACUUGGACAGAAUUUUAGAAAAAGUCAAUGAAACUACAAGUGCAAUCGUUGGAGCUGUUUGUCUCAUAAUUACAGGAUCGCUUUGCUGCAAGAUAUACAGAACCGUAAAACAUCAUAAAAAUCGGAUUCACGCUUUGCAAGUACAGCAAGCAGCACAGAAUGCCGGACAAAUGGCAAAUUCAGCAAGGUUGAGAAAAACUGUUGUAGCAACAUUCUAUGUGUAUAUC